GCAGCAGGAAGCCACCAUCUGCACGAGCAGGUAGUGGUCCCUAGGCUGUUCGCCAACCCCUGCCCUACCUACAACCUCCCGGAGCAAGAUGCUGGGUGGCCUGAAAAAUCAGGGGCCACAACAGAUGAAUGGGAAAACAAAGCAGUGCUGAGUGUCCACUGAGGUCAACGAGAUCUGCCGCCUGGAAGCUGGAACCCCACAAUGAUGGCCCACGGUGUCCUCCUGAUCCUGCUUGGGUUGCUGCUGCAGCCGGAACCUGGGACAGCCUCUUAUCCCCUGCUCAUGGACCUCGUCAUCAAGGCCCUGGAGGACCUGGAGCAGAAGGCACUGGCCACUGAGGCCACACCUAGGGCCUUCUCAUCUCUCCUGUCAGUCCAGAAGACCAGGGCCCACGACCUCUUCCACAGCUUCCUAUUUGAGAGGCAGGAUCUCAAGGUCAUCAAACUGGGUCCUGACUCACUGAGCCCAGAGCUGCAAGGCCUGUUGGAGAGAGUGACCCAGCAUGGUGUACAGGAUGGGCAGGAGCAUGGGGUGGUGUUAGCACCCGAUGGCUCGACUGUGGCUGUGCAGCCGCUGUUGGCUGGGCUGGAGGCGGGGCUACAGGGGCGCAGAAUGGUGAACUUACCCUUGAAUAGCACAGUGUUCCCUUGGGAUGCCAGAACCAUCUCCCCAGGACUCGGAGUGGCCUCUCCAGAUGUCACCUCUCCAAAUGGGGAAGACGCCUGGCCAGAGGCCAACGCCACGCUCCCCACCAGUGUGGACAGCCUGCUGGCCAUCACUCUGGCCAGAGACCUGGGCCUCACCUUUCUCCAGAACACCCAGACCCAGGGCCAUCCAGGCCUGGGAAGUGAGGGCUGCUGGGACCAGCUCUCUGCCCCUCAGACCUUCACCCUUCUGGAGCCCAAAGCCUCACCGCUCACCGCGGCCUUCCUUAACGGUGCCCUGGACGGGGUCCUCCUGGGAGACUACUUGAGUCGGACCCCAGAGCCUCGACCACCCCUCAGCCUCCUGUUGAGCCAGUACUACGGCGGCGGCGCUGGCGUGGCCAGGGAGCCGAAGCUUCGCAGCAAUUUCCGGCGGCAGAAUGCAGCUGCCCUGACCUCAGCCGCCACUCUGGCCCAGGAGGUGUUGGGGGCCCUCCUCCUGUUACAGAGACUGGAGCCCACACACCCCCAGCUGAAGGACACGAACCUAGGUCAGAUGACUCGAGUAGCCAGGCAUGCCUCCAAGGAGUUCACCGAGGCUUUCUUGGAGUGCCCAGCUAUCCAUCCACGCUGCCGCUGGGGAGCGGAGCCCUACCAAGGCCAGCCGACGCCUCUGAAGUUGCCGCUCGGCUUCCUCUAUGUGCACCACACCUACAUACCCGCGCCGCCCUGCACCAGCUUCUCGCACUGCGCCACCAACAUGCGCAGCAUGCAGCGAUACCACCAAAAAGAUCGCGGCUGGGACGACAUCGGUUACAGUUUCGUGGUGGGCUCGGACGGCUACGUGUACGAGGGCCGCGGCUGGCACAAAGUGGGCGCUCACACGCUUGGCCACAACUCCCGCGGCUUCGGGGUGGCCAUCGUGGGCAACUACACGGCAGAGUUGCCCACCGAGACUGCGCUGCGCGCCGUGCGGGACGAGCUCCCCCGCUGCGCGCUGCGCUCCGGCUACCUGCGACCUGACUACAAGGUGCUUGGCCACCGCCAGCUCGUGAACACCCUGUGCCCAGGCGAAGCACUCUUCAACCUGCUCCGCACUUGGCCGCGCUUCGCCUCGGACGUGAAGCAAAGAGCUGCUAGGGGGGCCUCCUUGAAGAGGCCCAGAGACGAGCCACGGCCAGCCCUACUGGAGACAGACUCUCAAUAAACAGACCCUGCAAAGA
Echinops telfairi (small Madagascar hedgehog) is the source of this 1867-nucleotide messenger RNA. It is a transcript of the gene PGLYRP2, whose product is annotated as peptidoglycan recognition protein 2. Gene Ontology annotation, biological process: peptidoglycan catabolic process; defense response to Gram-positive bacterium; detection of bacterium. Gene Ontology annotation, molecular function: peptidoglycan immune receptor activity; zinc ion binding; N-acetylmuramoyl-L-alanine amidase activity. Bases 202 to 1851 code for a protein of 549 amino acids. The record is from RefSeq and is a predicted model, not a curated record. The transcript is spliced from 6 exons. NCBI's taxonomy places the organism in Eukaryota, Metazoa, Chordata, Mammalia, Afrosoricida, Tenrecidae.